UUCAAUUCCAAGCUGCAUUUAUAAGAUAGAAGUUUUGUCAAACAGUAUUAUAAACAAAUUAAACAAUGGCCUGGCAACCUGACACUUCAGGCCUUGACCAAAUCAUUCAACUCCUAAAAGAAUCGCAGUCACCAGACACAGAAAUACAGCGUAUGGUGCAGCAGAAAUUGGAGCAAUUGAACCAGUAUCCUGACUUCAACAACUACUUGAUAUUUGUUCUUACAAAGCUAACCACUGAAGAUGAGCCAACAAGAUCUUUAGCUGGGCUUAUCCUGAAAAACAAUGUAAGAGCACAUUACACAAAUUUCCCUCAGAAUGUUGCAGAGUUUAUAAAGCAGGAAUGCUUGAAAGCUGUGGGCGAUGCUUCUGCAUUGAUUCGUGCCACUGUGGGUAUCCUUAUUACCACCAUAGCUUGUAAAGGAGACUUGGUUAGCUGGCAAGAUCUGCUACCCACACUGUGCCAACUUCUCGACUCUGAAAAUUACAACACAUGCGAAGGUGCAUUUGGCGCGCUACAGAAAGUUUGUGAAGAUUGUUCCGAGCAAUUAGACUCGCCACAACUACAGGAAUCACUGGAAGUUAUGAUUCCUAAAUUCUUACAGUUUUUCAAACACUCAAGUCCAAAAAUAAGAUCUCAUGCUAUAUCCUGUGUGAACCAAUUCAUUAUCGGUCGAAAUCCAGCUUUAAUGAACCAUGUGGAUGAUUUUAUUCAGGGUUUAUUCACUUUGGCCAACGACGAAAAUGUUGAAGUUCGGAAAAAUGUCUGUAGAGCUUUAGUGAUGCUGCAAGAAGUUAGAAUGGAUAAGCUCAAGCCUCAUAUGAGUAAUAUAAUAGAAUACAUGCUCCUACGUACACAAGAUGAUGAUGAAUCAGUCGCAUUAGAAGCUUGUGAGUUCUGGUUGACUCUUGCUGAACAAACUGUUGAAUGUAAACAGAUUCUACCCCCUUUUUUACCUAGGUUAAUCCCGAUUUUAAUAAAUGGAAUGAAAUAUUCUGAAGUGGACGUCAUUUUACUCAAGGGAGAUAUAGAAGAAGAUGAGAUGAUCCCAGAUAAAGAAGAAGACAUCAGACCAAGAUUUCAUAAAUCAAAAGUCCACAGUAUGCAGAAUGAUGCACAGAAUCAGGAGGCAGCAUGCGAAGAGGAGGAUGACGAUGGACUUGAUGAUGAUGAUUCACUAUCAGAUUGGAAUCUAAGAAAAUGUUCGGCUGCUGGUCUUGAUGUGUUAGCAAAUGUUUUUCACGACGACCUUCUUCCUAAUGUGCUGGAAAAACUGAACGAACUUCUCUUCCACCAACAGUGGGUGAAUCGUGAAUCUGGCAUCCUUGUACUUGGGGCAAUAGCUGAAGGUUGUAUGAACGGCAUGUUACCUCAUUUGCCAAAGUUGGUUCCCUUCCUUACUGAGACGUUGAAUGAUAAAAAAGCUCUUGUUAGAUCCAUUACAUGUUGGACAUUAUCCAGGUACGCACACUGGAUAGUAACUCAAUCCCAACAGAAUGGACAUGAUGCUUACCUUAAACCAUUAAUGAACGAACUUCUUAAAAGGGUGUUGGAUUCAAAUAAGAGGGUACAGGAAGCUGCAUGCAGUGCAUUCGCAACACUGGAAGAAGAAGCUUGUACAGAACUUGUACCUUAUCUACAUUUCAUAUUACAGACUCUUGUUUAUGCUUUCAAUAAAUAUCAGCAUAAAAAUCUACUCAUUCUGUAUGAUGCUAUAGGUACCUUGGCAGAUUCAGUAGGCAACCAUAUGAACAAGCCUGAAUACAUACAAAUGAUAAUGCCACCUUUAAUUGAGAAAUGGAAUAGUUUACGUGAUGAAGACAAAGACCUUUUCCCUUUGCUUGAGUGCUUGUCAUCGGUGGCAACAGCUUUACAAAGUGGAUUCCUACCUUAUUGUGAACCUGUGUUUCGUCGAUGUGUGGGGUUGGUACAAAACACUCUUACACAGAGCAUGUCAUACAUGCAAAACCAAGAAAAAUUUGACCCACCCGACAAGGACUUCAUGAUCGUAGCACUUGAUUUAUUGAGUGGUUUAGCUGAAGGGUUGGGUGCUGGUAUUGAACAACUGGUGCAAUCAAGUAACAUACUUGCACUGAUGUACGAAUGCAUGAGGGACCCUAUGGCAGAGGUCCGACAGAGCUCAUUUGCAUUACUCGGCGACCUCACUAAAGCUUGCUUUCAACACGUAAAACAAUAUAUUGGCGACUUCAUGCCAAUACUUGCACAAAAUCUUAACCCUGACUUGAUAUCUGUGUGUAACAACGCAACGUGGGCUAUCGGGGAAAUCUCCAUUCAACUAGGUCCUGAAAUGCAGCCAUUUAUAUCCAUCAUGCUUGGACCCCUGGUUGCCAUUAUUAACCAGCAAGGGACUCCUAAAACACUGCUUGAAAAUACAGCUAUCACUAUCGGUAGACUUGGUUUUGUUUGUCCUAAUGAUGUAGCUCCAGCGAUGCCACAGUUUACAAGGCCAUGGUGUACAUCAUUACGUAACAUUCGUGACAAUGAAGAGAAGGACUCGGCUUUCCGUGGCAUCUGUGCCAUGAUAGGUGUCAAUCCAGGCGGCAUAGUGCCGGAUUUCAUCUUCUUUUGCGACGCAGUUGCUUCAUGGGUGCAACCAAAACCUGAUCUAAAAGAUAUGUUUCAUAAGAUCCUACAUGGUUUCAAAGACCAAGUUGGUGAAGAAACUUGGACAAGAUUUUCUGAACAAUUUCCACAGCCUUUAAAGGAAAGACUUUUAGCAAACUAUGGAGUUUAAUUAUAACGCGCAAAUCAUCCAGGGGAAAAUCUUGUUGUCACUUGCAGCGGGGGGGUUAGGUUUCGCAACACGGGGAAUCUCUCCGAAAAAACUCACUCUCCGCAGAAGGGGGAUUUUUCGGCAACUAUAGGUAGGGCGGGGUUAGGGACGAUAAAAACUGAGGGCGGGAAUUUCUCUAACAUCGGGUACUGCUUGUGAACAUUAUUACUUCAGUUUCCUAUUAUUGUGCACGUAUUAUUCUUAGGUUUUUAUCUUUUUUUCCUUUUUUUCUCUUGAAUAUUUGCAAAACGCAGUGUGAAUGUAGGCCUGCUGAAAUAUCUCUGUACUUAGUGUGUUAAUUGAAUCAGUAACUUGAAAAAUUCAGAAAACUCGUUCUAGUCUAUUCAAAUUUUACUCUUUUUUUUCUUGUUCAAAGCCAAUUAGGUAUGCAUAAGUGUCAUUCAUAUUGUGUGCCUUAAUGUUUCUUAUUAUGUAAACAAAUCCUGCCAGUGAGUGUGUUGUCCUAAUGAAGCAAAGUUUUCUCUGGUUCUGUUCCAGGAAUGUACAUUUGAUUUAAAAUCUCUAAAAAUGUUGGAAUAGUUCAAAAAGCUGUAAAUUGUGACAAAUAAACCAAUCUAUUGUAAAC
Messenger RNA from Ciona intestinalis (vase tunicate), 3378 nucleotides. Lineage: Eukaryota; Metazoa; Chordata; Ascidiacea; Phlebobranchia; Cionidae. The record is from RefSeq and is a predicted model, not a curated record.